AAUUAAUUCUAAAAUUCUAUUCUAGUUAUUAGCAACAUUAUUAUAUAUAUCGCAUGUUCCAUACUUGUUAAAUUUUAUAAAACCAAGUAAAAUAUGUUGGAAUCAAAGGAUCGCUCAAAACGUUACAAAAAAGUUUCUUUUUUAGGCGAAGGAGCUUUUGCUACUGUAUACAAGGCUGAAGAUAUUGAAAAUGAAAAUUGCAUUGUAGCUGUUAAAAAGAUAAAACUUGGUGAUCGUUCUGAAGCCAAAGAUGGCAUCAACCGAACAGCACUGCGUGAAAUCAAAUUGUUGCAAGAACUUCACCAUCCAAAUAUAAUAAGACUUUUAGAUGUAUUUGGUCAUAAAUCAAGCAUAAGUUUAGUGUUUGAUUUUAUGGAAACUGAUUUAGAGCUGAUAAUCAAGGAUACUUCGCUCAUUUUAAGUCCACCACAUAUUAAAAGCUUCAUUCUUAUGACAAUACAAGGUUUGGAGUUCUUGCACUCACAUUGGGUUUUACACAGGGAUAUGAAACCAAACAAUUUGUUGUUGGAUUCAAAAGGUAUUCUUAAAAUUGGAGAUUUUGGUUUAGCCAAAACAUUUGGUUCACCAAAUCGUAUAUACACAAAUCAAGUUGUUACACCAUGGUAUCGAUGUCCAGAACUUUUAUUUGGUGCAAAGAACUAUGGGACUGGAAUUGAUAUGUGGGCAGUAGGUUGUGUUCUGGCAGAAUUAUUACUCAGAGUUCCUUUUUUACCUGGAGAUUCUGACUUGAGCCAGUUGUCAAAAAUAUUUGAAACACUUGGAACACCAACAACAGCUGAAUGGCCAGAAUUAAAAGAGUUAUCUGAUUUUGUUGAAUUUAAAAAGUUCCCACGAAUACCUUUACAUGAAAUAUUUUCUGCUGCAGGAGACGAUCUUUUGGACUUGCUCAAUCAACUUUUUCUUUAUAAUCCACUGAAGAGGAUAACUGCAUCUCAGGCUCUUAAACAUCCAUAUUUUUCAAAUCGUCCUGCACCAACACCUUGUGAAUUGCUUCCUCAACCAGGAAAAAAAUUAGCUGGUGAUGAGGAAGUUAAAUCAAUCAGUAUUUCACUUAAGAGAAAAUUAAAUGAUUCUUCAGAUCAUGAUAUUACCGCAAAAAAGUUGAUUUUCUAAAGUUUUUGUGAAACUUACCAAUGAUGAACGACAAAGCUUACCAAUGAUGAACGACUAAAUGUUUAACAAUGUUGAACCACCAAAUGCUAAACAGUAAUGAAUAGCCAAAUCCUUAAAACCAAUGGACCACUAAGUGCUUUAAAAUGAUGAUAUAUGAAAGAAUUAACGCUUAACAUCAAUAACUAUCAAGUGUAUUUCCAAGUACUUGUGAACUUUCCAAAAAUUUGUGAACAUUAUUAUUAAGUUUAAGUUAGACUUCAAUAUGAAAACACAAAAAAAUUAAA
This is a messenger RNA of Hydra vulgaris (swiftwater hydra), 1418 nucleotides long. Its product is annotated as cyclin-dependent kinase 7. Gene Ontology annotation, biological process: positive regulation of transcription by RNA polymerase II; protein phosphorylation. The record is from RefSeq and is a predicted model, not a curated record. Lineage: Eukaryota; Metazoa; Cnidaria; Hydrozoa; Anthoathecata; Hydridae. Gene Ontology annotation, molecular function: cyclin-dependent protein serine/threonine kinase activity; ATP binding; RNA polymerase II CTD heptapeptide repeat kinase activity. Gene Ontology annotation, cellular component: transcription factor TFIIH holo complex; cytoplasm; transcription factor TFIIK complex.